AGCUUUCUUCUGAAUUGUUAAAGUUAUGUCUUUGUGUUGUAUUGUCCCUCUUGUUUUCAGCCUGAACCCUGAUCCUACAGAGAGACACACAUUCUGGACCCUGGGGGUCGGCGGGAUCUUCCUCAUGCUGUCCCUGUACGGAGUGAACCAGACUCAGGUGCAAAGAUAUCUCAGCUCGCGCACAGAGAAGGAGGCUGUCAGGUCCUGCUACAUGGUGUUUCCCUUCCUGCAGCUGGCUCUGGCUCUCAGCUGUGUGAUGGGCCUGGUCAGGUUUUCACGUUACUGUGGAGAGGAUCACUCCGACAAACUGGGCUCUUACUCCACGGAUGCGAUGGUGUUAUACUUUGUGAUGGACAUGCUGCAGGGUCUGCCUGGGCUGCCCGGACUGUUUGUUGCUUGUUUAUUCAGUGCAGCUCUCAGGUACGACGCUCAACACAGUUUUAUUUUCAGCCUUUUUGGGGCAGUUUUGAUUUAACAUAAGAUUAAACCCAAUUGGUCUCAGACGCUCUGAACCUCCUGUUCAAAACAACACAAGAGCAUCAAAGUUUGGUUGUCUCCCUAUUACCCAAACCAGGAAAUAUGCUGUAAAGA
Hippoglossus stenolepis (Pacific halibut) is the source of this 591-nucleotide messenger RNA. RefSeq names its product sodium-dependent multivitamin transporter-like. The record is from RefSeq and is a predicted model, not a curated record. NCBI's taxonomy places the organism in Eukaryota, Metazoa, Chordata, Actinopteri, Pleuronectiformes, Pleuronectidae. Gene Ontology annotation, biological process: biotin transport; sodium ion transport; pantothenate transmembrane transport. The transcript has 3 exons. The coding region runs from base 26 to 475 and encodes 149 amino acids. Gene Ontology annotation, molecular function: sodium-dependent multivitamin transmembrane transporter activity.